AUGUCGGUUGUUGCAGGGUUAGCAGCUGACGGUAGGCAAAUUGUUGUGAGGACCAAGUCUGAAGCAACUAACUAUGACAGUGUGUAUGGAGAACCUAUUCUUGUUAAGGAACUUACUGAACACGUGGCUAGUUAUGUGCACCUUUGCACACUACCUUUUGGAUGUGGCAUCAUACUAGGAGGUUAUGACAGAGAUGGACCACAAUUGUACAUGGUUGAACCUUCUGCUAUUUCCUAUGUAAAAGACGACCAUGGCAAGCAUUUUUGUUGUAUGGACCACCUGGAACAGUUUACAUGGGUUGAAGUAACUAGAACACCUCUUUCAGCCUAUGAUGCCACAGAAAUUUUGAAACCUAAUGAUAAGGUUCAAGCAAACUCAGAUCAGGAUGUUUGGAAUCAGCUCAAAGCAGGAUCCUUCCAGUUCAAUGAAGAAAUGAUGGAGUCGCUUUUUGGAUAUAAUGCUGCUCAAGAAAAAUCUAAACCUGGAAUGAAGAAAGAAUCUCGUGAACAAACUCCUCAAUAUAUUCAGAUCAUUGAACCAAAAAAAGCAAAGAAUUUGUCAAAUAAUGAGCCUUUCAACCUUUAA
Arachis stenosperma is the source of this 585-nucleotide messenger RNA. RefSeq lists its product as uncharacterized. Gene Ontology annotation, biological process: actin nucleation; actin cytoskeleton organization. The coding region runs from base 1 to 585 and encodes 194 amino acids. Gene Ontology annotation, molecular function: actin filament binding. Lineage: Eukaryota; Viridiplantae; Streptophyta; Magnoliopsida; Fabales; Fabaceae. The record is from RefSeq and is a predicted model, not a curated record. The transcript is spliced from 9 exons. Gene Ontology annotation, cellular component: proteasome core complex.